UCCCGACCUCUUGUAGACCACCUUUCAUUUGAACGCGAACUAUCUGCUUUACAAAACUAUUCUAUCUCACAAUUCAUUAUAAUUUUCGUUAUUCCAGUAGUGAACCGUAAUUGCGCAAUUAGAGAAAUACCAGUUUUACUGCAACCGUAAUACUCUUUGUAACCUUCAAGCCAUUGGAAGACUAUAGAAUAACUCAAAUGAAUUCUAUACUAAUUACCGGUUGCAAUCGUGGAUUGGGUCUGGGCAUUGUUAAAACACUUGUGAAAUUACCACAGCCCCCACAACACAUUUUUGCAACAUGCAGAGAUCUCGACAAAGCCACAGAACUAAAGGAUUUAGCAGCCAACCAUUCGUCAAUACAUAUUUUGGAGAUCGACUUGCUUAAUUUUAAUAAUUAUGGCAAUAUAAUAAAACGAGUAGGUGAUGUGGUGAAGGGUGACGGAUUGAAUGUGUUAUUCAAUAACGCUGGUUUUGCUCCCAAAUCUACGCGUAUAACUACAGUUAAAUUAGAUGAGUUGGUGCAGACUUUACACACGAAUACUAUUGCACCAAUAAUGCUAUCAAAGGUUUGCCUUCCACUAUUAAAACGGGCUUCUAUAGCUAAUAAAAAUAUUGGAAUGGGGGUUAGACGAGCCGCUAUUAUAAACAUGAGUUCAAUUCUCGGUUCCAUUGAAGCUAAUACAGAUGGAGCUAUUUAUGCAUACCGCACUUCGAAGGCUGCUUUGAAUGCCGCAACCAAAUCAAUGAGUAUCGAUCUUCUUAAAGACGGAAUUCUUUGCGUAAGUUUACAUCCCGGUUGGGUGCGUACCAAUCUGGGAGGCUCCAGUGCUCCUCUUGAUGUGAGAACCAGCUCAAGGUCAAUCAUAGAAAUUCUCUUCCAAUUUAAUGAGAAGAAUAACGGCGGAUUCUAUCAAUAUGAUGGGCAAAAAUUACCUUGGUAGAAUGUUUUUUAUUACUAUUGUUAUUUAUUUUCCUGUGUUAAAUUUAUACCUAAAUAUUUACUUAUGCAUAAACUAGA
Zeugodacus cucurbitae (melon fly) is the source of this 1018-nucleotide messenger RNA. It is a transcript of the gene sni, whose product is annotated as C-factor. The record is from RefSeq and is a predicted model, not a curated record. Bases 198 to 941 code for a protein of 247 amino acids. NCBI's taxonomy places the organism in Eukaryota, Metazoa, Arthropoda, Insecta, Diptera, Tephritidae. The transcript has 5 exons.